Messenger RNA from Cheilinus undulatus (humphead wrasse), 4467 nucleotides. RefSeq names its product zinc finger protein 217 (gene znf217). Bases 312 to 3194 code for a protein of 960 amino acids. NCBI's taxonomy places the organism in Eukaryota, Metazoa, Chordata, Actinopteri, Labriformes, Labridae. Gene Ontology annotation, molecular function: RNA polymerase II cis-regulatory region sequence-specific DNA binding; DNA-binding transcription factor activity, RNA polymerase II-specific. Gene Ontology annotation, cellular component: nucleus. Gene Ontology annotation, biological process: regulation of DNA-templated transcription. The record is from RefSeq and is a predicted model, not a curated record. The transcript has 6 exons.
GCGCCCCAUCUCCCCUUCCCCGUGAGAGUCGUUGGGAGAGCGCGCGCCUCAGAACUCAACAGCUGCACAGUGAGGACUCGCCAAGUAGAACAAAUAUGAUUCACAUUCAAACAAUUGAAUAGGUGAGCUGUCUGUCCACCACCAGCAAGCUACGCGUUUGUUUGAAAUGAAGAAGCAGCUCACAAAAACAGCCUCGCUCACUGAAUUCAGUCGCUCGCACUGUCAGUGUCAUUAUUAAUCCGGAAAUUCUCAUUUUGGUUUCUAAUAUUCUGGACAGACUGUAAGGCAUUGUUUCCCACCUAAAGAGGACAAUGCCGACUCAUUCGUUACUGCCAUUUGUGGAGAGCCCUGACAGCCUUGCCCAAGAUAUUCUUAUUAGUAACAAUGCAAGCAUCCCAGGGCCCGGCUCCAGCAUGACACCGCACACCACCUACUCUGAAAAGGCUCUGUUGCAAUCAGGAGGAAGUGUACCAGUAUCUUGUAUGUUCUGUGACCUAACCUUUACCCAUCCGGAUGAGCUUGGACCCCACGUUCUUACACAACACCCCACCACUUUCUUUGAACCGGCCGUGCUUAGAGUUGAAGCCGAGUUCAGGAUCCCAGGAGAGAGAUCCCGGCCCAAAGCGAGCAGCCUCCCCGUUGAAAAAGAGGAGGUUCACAGCUGUAUCGUGUGCGGUCAGGUUUCACAAGAUGCCAGCGAGCUGGAGACGCACAUGAGGAAGCACAAGGACUACUUUACUUAUUGCUGUAACGUGUGUGGACGGCGGUUUAGAGAGCCGUGGUUCCUCAAAAACCACAUGAAGAUGCAUGUAAAACCAGGAGUAAAGAGCAAGGCUCAGCAGGAGCUGGAUGGCCCCUUCAUGGUCAAUGGGGUCGUCCAGGAGCAAGCAUCUGAACCUGUAGUCACUGUUUACAAAAUGUGCAUGGUUUGUGGGUUUUUCUUCCCUGACCAUGACAGUUUAGUUGAACACAGCAAAGUUCACAAUCGAGAAGUGGAGCAGGGCAAAGAUAGAGACAAGGAAAGCACAGAUGACACUACUCAGAAACAGGAAACAUUUCUUCACAGUCUAGGACUAAGGCCUCACUCUGCAGAAAAUAGUUUACUGAAUGAGAGGUCAUCAAAAUGGAUCCCCCAGCUGGAUCCUUUCAACACAUAUCAGGCCUGGCAACUUGCAACAAAAGGCAAGAUAGCAGUGGGCCCCAAUACGACUAAAGAUCUCAGCCAGGAAGCCAGCACAGACAACGAAGAAUGCGGCUCAGAUAAGGAGGAGCUGAAUAAUAUUUGGACUGAGGGACAAGGUGACAAAGCUACAAAAGAGGUACUUGGAGGGAGAGAGCUGCGGUCUCAGACUGCAGCAGAAAACCCUCAACCUCAGAGGAGGUCUCUGAUGCAAAAAAACAAGCAGAGGCCAACAACUUGUGAGGAAUGUCAGAGAACCUUCAGGACCUACCACCAGUUAGUCCUCCACUCCAGGAUCCAUAAACGGGAGAGAGGUGGAGAGGAGAGUCCCACAUCUUCCUUGGAAGGGAAGCUGUCGAGAGUGAACUCGCUGGAAAACACAGAGGAAGGUUCUGAGGAGGGAUUUGAAGAGGCGCUGACGGAAAACCUGGGUCCAGGUGAAGAUGGCUUUGAUCGAUCAAAAGUCAGAUCAAAAGCCUGCACAUACUGUGGCAAAUCCUUCCGAUCAAGCUAUUACCUCACAGUUCACCUGAGGACACACACAGGUGAAAAACCAUUCAAGUGCGCUUAUUGUGACUACGCUGCAGCCCAGAAAACCUCACUGAAAUAUCACCUGGACCGGCGUCACAAGGACAAACCUUAUGUGGAGAUCCCCAGUAGACCCGUUCCCUCAGCCCCCUCUCCAAAUGAUGGCAAACAUGGAUAUGACGAUGAAAACCCAGCUCCAAAUAGAUCCAAACUCUGGGUCCCUACUGCCAGGCCGAGUGCUAGUGAAAUGCCAGAGGACAGAUUUGACAGAAAGCCGAGCAAACCACCCAUCCAGAUGAAUGCUGAGUAUGAGAAAUUAAUCGCUAAGUCUGCUUACUCACCAAUUGAUGAUGUCGUCGUAAAGUGCCCCACACCUGUUAAUCUGAAGAUGGAAAAGGAGAUAAAAGAGGAGAACUCAGAGGCCCCAUUAAAUCUGUCCUUAAAAGUGUCUCUCUCCAUCUCUGCCAGUGCAGAACCCAGAAAUGCAUUAAUUCCAAUUGCCUGUUCGCUUUGUGCGUAUAAAACCAUGUACCCUGAGGUUCUGAUAAUGCACAAAAAGCUGAUGCAUAAAGACAAAUCAGACUGUGUUAGAAAGAAUGGAUUGGCAGGUAGUUUGAAACAAAGGCGUUUCACAGGUUGUCCCCCAGCUCUCGAAGGGAAAGACGUCGCCCCACUUCCAAUGAUUGACAGACGCCACCCUCGUCGAACAAAAUCACCGCCACCACAACCUGCAAAACCACAAGAAAAGACGCCAGUUAAUCCACCUAAUAUUCCAAAGCGGUCUCCACUUCACGCACCCGUACAGGAUGCCAUCCAGGAGACCCAGCGUCACAGACUCGAUUCAAAGGAGACACCCAGGUUUACAGAGCUUAUGAGGAAAUCAAACACCAGUACCAAACACGUCCUGGACCGACCCCCAGACAGAGUGGGAAUUGGCGAGAGGAGCUACCCAGCAAGGAGCGGCGUCAUUUGGCCCUCAGACACCACCAGACUGUGUCUGUCCAGCCGGUUCGGGAGCCUAUCGCAGAGGGAUUUUGGCGAACCAUCAGGCAAGAGGUUAAAGUUCGUAGUGCCUACAGGACGGGAGGCAGAGAGCAGUGAGAAGCCUGGAUUUAGAGGGCCAGCAGGGGAUGGGACCACCAGGCUGCUCAUCUCAGGAAGAAACGUGAAAACAACAUCACAGGGGCUGAGUACACCCACAGUUUCGGACACUUUGGCUCCUUUGAAAACAUCAGCAGCUAUUGGAGGAGGGCUGGACUCUGAUUGGAGCAUGAUGAACCUCCUGCGAUCCUACCCACCUAAUGACCUGGCUUCUCUCUAUCACAGCACCCCUCCAAAUCCAAAUCAUGGCGGCCUGGCCAACCCAAGAGCAGGGGGCAGAACUGUGCUGUACCAGCACCUACCCACUCUGCCCAACCUGCAGAGGAGAGACCAUUCAGGCCCCUUCCCUAACCAACGCUAUGGGACCGCUGACAAAAGCAACUGAAGUGGCACCAAGAUUUGAAUUGUGCUGCUACCUUAUUUUGGAGAACUUCUUGGACAAAACGUUUAAUACGCACAUUUAAGAGAGAUGGCUUGGGCUGGAAAAAGGUGCUGGCUCCCCUAAUUUAAUAUUUUUUUCAGGCAAGAAAAAUUGUGCUGUGUAAACAUUUCAAUGCUGAGGCCUUUAGUUUAAUAUUUUCUUUUUUUGUAUAAAAGGUGCAGAUAUUAUUCCACUGCUGUGCACUGUAAUCCUUACUCCCUUUAGUCCAUAUUUGACCCACAUGUAAGCUCAAAUAUCUAUAAUUGUUGAUGACAAAAUAGCAAAGUUUCUAUGUGGGAUUACGUAAAUAUAUGUCUAAACAUUCAGUUCCUUAAAUUCUAUUGAGUAAAAAUGUAUGAAUAUAAUUUGUGUAAAUAAAAAAGCUGCUCGAUUAACCUACCUGCAGCAGUUUUGAACUGUUCUGUUAUUUUCCUUUUCCAUGGCACUGAGGGAUCUGCGAUGGGUUUAUUUCUAAGUAACUUGAUGGCUUCGGCCACAGAAGAAGCGCCGUGUACAGUGAAGCGGUCUACCUCAUGUUGCGCUCUCAACACUGUUAUUUUUGUAAAGCUGCUGUAACAAUUGUGUCGACCCGGAGACACAUGUUCUGAGUUGGAGCGUGACUAGAUGGACAUGUGUUCAUCAGACACCACAUAAAACAUCUGGUGACAGAUCCACUGCUGUUUAGGCCACGCAUCGACCUGCAGCUCACGAUUAACUGUAACACAAUUCUGUUUGUGGUUUUCCUCAACAUCCUCUGUAUUUACAAGCGCAGUUUUAAACACACAACACAUUUUGUGGUGAUUAUUUGUCCUUUUGAAACAGCAAAUUGUUAUCGUCUGCUUUACAGUGCCUCAGAUCCAUAAGCUGUACAAGGUUCUGUUUGUAGGAAACGCUCACGGAUGUGUGAUUCAGGCUGCAUAUUCAGGAGUUUACUAUUGUUGAGCCUUUAAAGUGUUUUGUUUCAUCAAUUGCUCAUGUUUUACUGUGUAGUAAAAAAAAACAGCUGUGUUUGUGAAUGGCUUGAUUAAUUCUACACUGUGAACAGAGUCUCAGGUGAACUCUUAUUUACAAGCUAUUUAGUCUUAUUUGUCAUUUUGAAUUUUUGCCACUUUGAACGCCUUUGGUUAAGUUAUUUCUUUUUCUGUUUGGUAUUCACAUUACUUGUGUACUUGUGUAAAAAUGAACAUAUUGUUUGAGAUUUGUAUGACACUUCAAUAAUAAAGUGAGAGGCGAACAA